Molecule: messenger RNA, 4920 nt
Organism: Rhizoctonia solani
Lineage: Eukaryota; Fungi; Basidiomycota; Agaricomycetes; Cantharellales; Ceratobasidiaceae
Product: cell polarity protein
Exons: 10
Coding region: 1-4920 (1639 amino acids)
Molecular function (GO): protein binding
Source: RefSeq, a predicted model, not a curated record
AUGGCCUCGUUCUUUUCGCGCAAGCGGCAUACGGCUCAGCCUCCCGCCGCGCCUCAACCACAAUCGCAAGCACAGCCUCAACCACAACCACCACCCACCCAGACACAGAGCACGGGAUCCAUUGGUCGAAAUCCAGCACCUCCCAGACCACAGCCACCGCCUCAGUCGCUCCAACAACAGCCGCACCAACACACACCAGACCCUCUUGCUCAGCAGCAGCAGCAGCAGCAACAACAACCACAACAACCGCCGUCAAGCUCAGGACAUGCUCAGACUCCCAGCCAAUCAGGAGGCAGCUCUCGCCCCAGGCAGGAUUAUCCAUGGUCUGUGCGUCGCUUGCAGGUCGAGGGGCCUAUGCGUGUGCCCGGCGGGACAACUGCGAGUGUAACAUCGAUGACUGGCCCUCCGUUACCCCGUUACGGACACUCAGUUCCUCUGGUUGCCACUCCCGGCGGAGACAUCUUCGUAUUUGGGGGACUGGUCAAAGACCAAGUCAAGGAUGACUUGUGGAUGUUGCGCGGUACAUGGGCUCCAGAUGCGGGAUCAAGGCGAGCAACCAAGGAGAUGGGCGUCGUAGCCAAUCUGAUGGAGACCACGGGCGAAGCACCAGGUCCGAGAGUCGGACACAAGAGCGCACUUGUCAGCAGCGUGUUGAUCGUGUGGGGUGGCGAUACGCUUGCCAAAGAGGGCGAGAGGAACGAUGAUGGCUUGUACCUUCUCAACUUGACUACGAGGGAUUGGACGCGGGUCGUAACUGUUGGCCCCGUCCCCCUUGGUCGCUACGGCCACGCUGUUGGCAUGUCUGGGAACAAGUUUAUCGUUUUUGGUGGUCAGGUUGAUGGCGAAUUCCUCAACGAUUUGUGGAGCUUUGAUCUCCACUCGCUCGUGCGUGGUACAUCUGCAUGGGAGCAACUUACUCCCAUACCAGGGAACGAGCCGCCUCCUAAGCGUACAGGCCAUGUUCUUGUCACUCACGAAAACAAGAUUUACAUAUUUGGCGGAACGGAUGGAGCUUUCCACUACAACGACACAUGGUGCUUCGAUAUGCAGACUCGUACAUGGACCGAGCUCACAUGUAUUGGAUUCAUACCCGUCCCGCGUGAAGGUCACGCCGCGGCUCUGGUCGGAGAUGUCAUGUAUGUCUUUGGCGGACGCGGUGUAGACGGGAAAGACUUGGGCGAUCUGGGCAGUUUUAAAAUAUCCAACCACAGAUGGUACAUGUUCCAGAAUAUGGGCCCCCAGCCUUCCGGAAGGAGCGGACACGCAAUGUCGACUGCCGACGGGAGGAUUUUCGUUGUUGGAGGCGAGAGUGGGGAGGUUGGACCGACAAAGGACGAUGCAAUGAUGAUCCAUACCAUCCUUUUCAACCCCGUCUUGUUAUCUUUCAACUCGAUUUGCGUCACUUCUGGCCCCAUAAAAACAGACCUCAUCAAAUAUCCCGAAUCCAAACCUGGCUCUGGGCCCCAGCGACGUGCAAACGGGGGAGUCACGUCCCCUCCUCCCGGCCCACAAGCCCAAACCACCCACGUCCAAACGCAAGGCACGCCCCAACGAGGUCUUGGGCUCGGACUGGAAAGAGGGAGCGGUACUCCGGAUGGCCCACGAGCUAGCGGUACGCCUGAUGGACCACGGGGAGGAGUCAGCGGAGAUGAAGGGCGCGACCCCGUCGGCAGCAGCCAGAAGAUCCUCGUCGCCAAGAAGAUAUUCGUCGUCAACAACAACAACAACAACAACAACAAGCAUCAGAAGACCCGCGCCGGCAGCAACCUUCAGAAGACCUGCGCCGAAUCCAACAAAUCGAAGAUCCUCGCCGAGGCGCCCAAUCUGUUGAUGAGCCCCGGCGCUUGCCAGACGAAACAAGGCGCGGCGCGCAAAGGUGUGCCUGAGGAGGUUAGAAGGAUUCGGGAGGCGAAUGCUGUGGGCGGCGGGAGCAGGGACGGACAUGGCAGUCGGGAUGGACAUGCGAGCGGGGGAGCACCUCCUCGACCACCUAGGCGAUCCGAUAUCGAGAGCGCGGACGAGGGAGAUGGCGAACGUGCCAAAAGCCCCGCGGAACGUGCGAGGAGUCCUCAGGGGGCGUUGGAGAGGGCGAGAAGCCCGCAAGAUGCGCUUGAGAGGGCCAAGUCGCCGCAGGACGCUAGGAAUGGACAAGACUCGCUCGGCCUUCAACAAGGGUCCUUGCACGCUCGUACUCCAUCAGACGUCAACCACGCUCGCACUCCUUCCGACAUCAAUCUAUCUGGACACGGUCGGAAUCCAUCCGAAGCUCAGUAUGUUCAGCAUACUCGUAAUCCAUCCGAACUGGUUCAACACGCACGUACACCCACCGAAGCAGUCCAACACGCACGCACGCCGUCCGAGCUCACCCCCGAGCGGGCACGAUCUCCACCAGGCAAGAGCUCCCCGAUCAACAUGGCGGCUGUCACCAUGCGCGCCCAGGGGUCCAACAGCCGAAGCAAUUCGCCUGCCGAGUUGAAGCCGUCCGUGAAUGGACACACCCGCGCUGGAAGCGCCGUUUCGAACAGAGGGUCUCCAUUGAUUCCACAAGAUCGAGCGGGUCCGCUCGGAGGCGCAUCACCCCUUGUCGCAAGCGCGCAGGAAGAAAUCGAAGCGCUGCGUCGUCGAGAUGUGUGGAUGCGUGCUGCGCUGGCGAGAGCUUCGGCUGCUGGGUUCGUGUGGGCUGAUCAAGACCAGGAAGGACUGGGCGAAUGGACGGUCGAAGAUGCCCCCGCCAAGAUGGCGGGUUUGGUUGUCGGGCUGAGGCAGCAGCAAGCCAAGUUACAGUGGUCUUCAUUCGUUGCUCAACUUCAAUCUGCUUCUGAUCGAAUCAACGAAGCGGACCGGAUCAAAACCGCCGCUCUACAAGAAGCCGCAUUUUGCCGUGCCAAGUUGGCGGCGUACGAAUCGACGCUCGAAAACGACCCCGCGAAACUCGAGCGCGAAAAGAGCGCGAAUUUGGAACGGUUGGUUGCUGCUGCUCAGACCGAACGUGCCGUCCUGGAACGAACGUUACUCGAACGUACCGAUGCUCUUGCUUUACAAACUCAACUCCGGGAACAAGCCGAAGAGCGAGCGGCAGACGCGAUUCGUCGUGCAGAGAUUGCAGAGGAAGACAUGGCCCGCGCCGAAGUCGAGCAUCACGAAACGUCCGAGCGGAAUAGCAGCAUCAAGCAGCACGAAGCGGAACAUGCGGCCGUGGUGAAGAAGCUUGAAGAAGCGAGCAUGUUGCGAGACCAGCAUAUGCGCGCGUUGGAGCAGACUCAGCAGGCUUUGGCGGCUACGACUGCCCGAGCAGAUGAUAUGGAGCGUCAGUGGGAGCGAUCGACUGGGAUGAUCCAGUCCCUCGAAGAGGAGCUUGCGCGAGUUCGAAGCGAUCUUGAAGACCGGACGCAAGAGUCCCAGCGUGCAGCCGAUAGGCUCCGGGAUGUAGAAGAAGCGUGGGCCAAGUCCCGCGAAGAGGCAGAUGCGCACCGACAUGCGACCACGUCCAGCUUGGGCAUGUUGCUCGAUUCGCACAAGGAAUUGAUGGCCGACGAAGACCGCGCCAGUCGCGGCCAUGCUGAAAAGGUCCACGAGAUGGAGAUGGAAAUUUCGAGCUUGCGAAAGAUGUUGACCGAGGCUGGAAACCGGAUCACUGCGAGCCAGACCGACUUGGUCGCGCACCAACGCAAGGCCGGUACAGCGGUGGCCGAUGCAGCGGCUCUACGCGCUCAGUUGGAUGGUGUACGGGCUCAAUUAGUCUCUUAUGUGGCCGAACAAGGUCGCCUAAAGCAAGAAAUCGCGAUGAAAGAGGCUGCAGUUCGAGAACGCGCCAGUGCCGCAUCGUCAGCUGAAGUUCGACUCGGAAUGUUGCGCAAGUACCUGGUUGACAACGGAAUCGUUAUCGACGAAGAGGAUAUCAAUGCCGACAAUGAGAGUCGAGGCGGAAUGGUGCGCAUUCAACAGCUCGAGAACGAACUCCGUGAGCGGACCCGAUUGUAUCAGGAUCUCGAGCGCGAACUCCAAGAUGCUGUUCGACGACGGGAGGAUGCCGAAACUCGUAUUCAGCACCUGGCCCAACAAUUGGAGCGGGCCAAAUCAGCUGCCAGUCCCAGUUCACCCGAUGCGGAAGGACGAGCAGCGUCAGCUGAGCGAAAGCGCGAAGAAACCGAGACAAGGUUGAACAAACGGAUCCAGGAGCUCGACCAUGAUUACCAGAUGGCAGUCAAAUACGUCAAGGGAACUGAAAAGAUGAUGCGUCGCAUGAAGGAAGACUAUGCCAAGAGUAAAGCACUAAAUGAGAAGCUCCAGAGCGAUCUGGAUACGCUGCGCGGUAUCACUAGUUCCGAGGCUGGGUCUCGUACACGUGGUGCCACGGGCCGCAACACCCCCUUGUCUGACGAAGGCCACGAUUCCAUCCGUGGUCAGCUUGUCGAAAGCCAACGCUCCCUCCAACGACUGACUACUGACCGCAACGAGCUCAAGCGUCAGAUCGAAGCGCUACAGCGCGACCUGGAGCAAUCACGUGAAGAACUCGUGAUUGCCCAAAACGAAGCCUCGGAACGCGAAGUCCAGAUCGAAGAACUCGAAGCCAAGAUCGAACAUCUCGAACGAUCACUUAUCCUUGCUCGUAACGGACCUGACGAGACUGUCGUCGAGCGUCUGACCAACGAAAACGCUGCGCUUCGACGUGAGAAGGACGCGCUCUCGCACCGGGUUCAUAUUCUCCUCGACGACCAAGGCGGCUAUGGAGAGGAUCGACGAGUGUCCGGUAUCUCGAAGCGCGAAAGCCAGGCAAGCACCGAAAACGGCAUGACCCAGUUCGACUCGUUUGAGGAUUGGCAGCAACGCAUUCAUUCGCGUGCAUCGACCACUCGCGAAAGUGAUUAUGAACCUAGCACGCCUCAUGCCCAGCACGGCAGGACACGCCCUGGCGCUUGA